UUUCGCCGGCGGACCAACUGUUUCCGGUCGGUGUGUUUAAAGCGGAAGUGGGUGACGGACACUGAGUGAGAGCUGCCGCUGGUUUCUGCCGCUAAAGAUGAAGUUUCUUCCCAAACUGCUGCUGCUCGCGCUGUUAGCCUUCCCGGCUGCGCUGCUCACCAGAGGGCCGGUGGUGAGUGCUCAGGAUCUGACUGAAGAUGAGGAGGCUGAGGCCGUGGAGGAAGAUGUUGUGGAUGAUGUGACGGCUGAAGACGAGGACGAUGAAGCGGAGGUGGAAGAUGAUGAUAAUGUAGAGUUGACGGAAGAAAAAGAAGAGGAAGAGGAGGAAGCGUUGGUUGGAGAGGUGAAGGCUUCCCCCAACGCUGAUACCACCAUCCUGUUUGUCAAAGGAGAUGACUUCCCAGCCAACAACAUCGUUAAGUUCCUGCUUGGCUUCACCAACAAGGGACCAGAGGAAUUCGUGGUGGAGUCACUGGACGCUUCUUUCCGUUACCCACAGGAUUACCAGUUCUACAUCCAGAACUUCACCGCUCUGCAGCUCGGCACCGUGGUUCCUGCGAGCAAACAGGCCACGUUCGAGUACUCCUUCAUCCCCGCUGAGCCAAUGGGGGGGCGGCCAUUCGGACUCGUCAUCAACCUCAACUACAAGGACGGCAGUGGAAACAUUUUCCAGGAUGCAGUGUUCAACCAGACGGUCACGAUCACUGAGAGAGAAGACGGACUGGACGGGGAGACGAUCUUCAUGUACGUCUUCCUGUCGGGCCUCGGGCUGCUGGUCAUCGUCGGCCUUCACCAGCUGAUGGAGUCUCGAAAGAGGAGGCGUCCAGCUCCAAAGGUGGAGAUGGGAACCUCGAGCCACAGCGACGUUGAUCUGAGCUGGAUCCCUCAGGAAACACUCAACCAGAUCAUGCAGAGUCGCAGAGACAAAGCGUCUCCGAGACGAUCUCCUCGCAAAAGGAACCAGAAACGCUCGGCCGGCUCCGACGAGUGACGGGCGCCUGGCACCGCGGCGACCACACUUCACCCGCCCCUCUGAGUGAGAGCAGGAGCGGGGGGGGGGGGUGGCUGCGAGCGCCACAUCAAGCGCACUCUGUCCGCUCUACUGAGAAACUUUGACCAGUGCCAAGCUCAGCGAUGGCUGGCUCUAUUUUCAGCUUGAGAACUGUUGAGUACACACACACUGCACUGCCCUGUUUGUUUAAGUUGUGUUUGGUGAAGCCGUCACACGAGGGAGAGAAGUGGGAGGUUCGUUGUGUUUCUGAGGCACGACAACGUUUCUCUCUGACGGGUCAAUAACUGCUGAUGUCGUCGUUGUCAUUUCUGUUAGUUUUUUUACUGUGUUUGGUUCAUUGGGCUGAAAAGAAUUAUCGGAUAAAUGGAUCUACACGAAACGAAUCUGCGUUAAUCUUUGUCCGUUUUCUAGAAGAAACAUCAAAUGAUGAAUCGUCAGCUUUUUGAAGCAUUGAUGGAAAACGUCAACUCUUUUCUACGUUUUGUAGAAACGAUGAACGGACGCUGUAUUUGGCAGAUUCGUUCAUGAGUAGAUUCAGUCCCACUCCGGUGUGUGAUGGAGCCGCCAUGACGGCUUUUCUUUUGCAGUUUGUUUGUUUUUCGGUGUCGUUUUUGCGUUAGAAUCCAUCUUUUUGUUUUUGUGGCGUGUCCGCUCUGCUCCAUCUGCUCCAUCCCUCCUCCCCCUGCUCGUUUCACUGCUCAGAUCCGGAGGGAAGAUUCACACAGCACCUGACGCUCGCUCUCUAAACGACGGCCGCUGACACUUUAAAACAGAAGCAGGGUCCAGAUCUUCCUGUGGACGUUUCAAACCCUUUGUGCAAAGAACACGUGCAAACAACAGGGAUGGGUUUGGAUUUGGAGACGAAACUAAAAGACGGUUCAAACUAAGAAAAAGUCAAGUGAACAUAGAAGUUUGAAAGAACAACUCAUGAAAUGAAGUCAAACAAUUUCCUUUCUCCAUUGAAUCGUAAAAACCCCUAAAGCACUGGUGUAAACACUGAUGGACGCGGACGCAAAAUUAUCGAGCUAAUUUAUUUGUGUGACAGAUUGGGCUUAACUGGGAGGGUGGGUUUCUGUACUGUAUUUCUGUUUUACCACUAGGGGGCGUCACGGGCUCUGCAGCGUUUGAAUGUUGGUCGACUGAAACUUCUGUGAGUCGUUGACCUCAGUUUGGAUUUAAACACGUGGUUCAAACGUGAACACGCUGCCGACGCAGAGCAGGUCGGGGGUUUCCUGUCUCUACGACGACGGGGUCGAACAUUCAUAGACACAAGCUUCUACUUUUAUUUGCUUUUAAACGUGCAGGAGAAUAAACUGAUGAUUUGCUGUA
Molecule: messenger RNA, 2341 nt
Organism: Hippoglossus stenolepis (Pacific halibut)
Lineage: Eukaryota; Metazoa; Chordata; Actinopteri; Pleuronectiformes; Pleuronectidae
Gene: ssr1
Product: signal sequence receptor, alpha
Exons: 10
Coding region: 98-991 (297 amino acids)
Cellular component (GO): endoplasmic reticulum membrane; endoplasmic reticulum
Source: RefSeq, a predicted model, not a curated record